CGCAAGCUGCCUCUCUCAUGUCCAGGAUGUGGCGCUCCUAGUCAAACAGUCGCUCCCGAAGAAGCUGGCUUCUACAACUUGAGUAGGUCUGCUGUCAGGAAAUUCGUCCAAGAUGAUGCCAAAAAGGAGGACCUCGUCUUCCAAGCAACUCUGGACAAGGUGGAUAGCAAGGUCCUGCAAGAGCUGGGUUUAGGCAGUGGAGCUCUUACUGCCAAAGAACAACCGCAAAAGCAGACUCCAAUUUGCGACCGAUGCCACAACCUCUUGCACCAUCACACCGGCGUCCCCAUCUUCCACCCCUCAAUCGACAGCAUCCGUAGCAUAAUCGAAGACUCUCCUCACAAGAACAACCACAUCUACCACAUCCUCGAUGCUGCAGACUUUCCCAUGUCGCUGAUACCCAAUCUCAUGAACCGCCUAGAUCUUCCUUCUCUACGCACUCAAAAUCGUCGCUCCAAGCACAAGAAAUACGUUCGCGAUCGCGUCGCCGAUGUCUCUUUCAUUGUUACUCGUUCCGAUCUCCUCGCUCCAAACAAGGAACAGGUCGACAGUCUGAUGCCAUAUCUCCGUGAGACGCUUCGUGACGCUCUUGGUCGUACUGGAAAGAACGUCAGACUGGGAAACAUGCGAUGUGUGAGCGCAAAGCGAGGUUGGUGGACAAAGCAGGUCAAGGAAGACAUUUGGGAAAGAGGUGGCGCUGCUUGGAUGGUUGGCAAGGUCAAUGUGGGCAAGAGCAAUUUGUUCGAAGUCGCUUUCCCCAAGGGCAGAGCACAAGAAGCCGUGCCAAAGUCUCAACCUAUGCAUGCCCGUCUAGAGCCAGACGAUCUUUCAGCUCCCGGAGCUUCAACCGAGUCUUUGUCCGACUUGCCUGGAGUCCAGGAUACAGCCGUGGAUACUGCUGAUUCGACAAGUAGUGCUUCUGAUCAUGCUGCAACGAACUCUCAGCCAGAAACUGUUGACCAGGAUGAGCCAGACGUGUUUGACGUGGAAGAGGGUUCCUUGCUUCCCCCUGCUCAAGUCGAAACUCCUUAUCCUGUCAUGCCCGUCAUCUCGUCUCUACCUGGAACCACAGCUUCGCCCAUCCGCGUGCCAUUUGGAAAUGGCAAAGGCGAGCUUAUCGAUCUGCCUGGCGUUGCGCGAUCCAACCUUGAUGAGUUUGUGUUACCGGAACAUCACCAGGACCUUGUUAUGCGAUCGCGCGUAGUACCCGAGCAGAUGUCCAUAAAGCCUGGUCAGUCGUUGGUGCUAGGAGGUGGUCUCAUUCGCAUCACUCCUACAACGCCGGAUUUGGUCUUCUUGUCCUAUACUUUUCUGCCAUUACACCCUCACAUCACCUCUACCGAGAAGGCUGUGGCUAUUGCAAGCGGCGAGCGAGCCACUGGACUACACACGAUCAUGACGAAGGAGGCUCGCACAGAGAUGGCAUCAGCGGGUACUUUCAAGCUCGAAUGGGACGUUACGAGGCAGCGCGCAGGCCCAUUGACCUCAAAAUCUGCUGCCAAAUUGAAGCCUGAGCAGCUGCCCUUUAAGGUCUACUCAGCAGAUAUCUUGAUUGAAGGUGUUGGCUGGGUUGAACUUGUUGCUCAAGUACGAAAGUCAGCUCAGAACAAAUCUACUCCAAUCUCUCCUAGCGAGCCUGAAAACAUCAACGCAUCGCCUGCCUCAGAAGUCUCCGAGACCACAACCUGGAAGCCGUUGUUCACACCAGAGGAGCAAAUCGUACAGAGCGCUUUCCCACAAGUUGAAGUAUUUUCACCCAAGGGCAAGUUCAUAGCCGUCAGACCUCCUAUGAUUGCUUCGUUGCUUGGCGGCAAGAAGGCUCCCCUAGCCAAUACACGAAAGAGCAGACCCAGACUGAGCAUGAAGAGUUUGAAGCACAGUCAACGUGGCAGAGAA
Aureobasidium melanogenum CBS 110374 is the source of this 1896-nucleotide messenger RNA. RefSeq lists its product as uncharacterized. The record is from RefSeq and is a predicted model, not a curated record. The transcript has a single exon. Gene Ontology annotation, cellular component: mitochondrion. The annotation marks the transcript as partial. NCBI's taxonomy places the organism in Eukaryota, Fungi, Ascomycota, Dothideomycetes, Dothideales, Saccotheciaceae.